This is a messenger RNA of Protopterus annectens (West African lungfish), 1240 nucleotides long. It is a transcript of the gene MPHOSPH6, whose product is annotated as M-phase phosphoprotein 6. Lineage: Eukaryota; Metazoa; Chordata; Ceratodontiformes; Protopteridae. The transcript is spliced from 5 exons. Bases 185 to 688 code for a protein of 167 amino acids. Gene Ontology annotation, biological process: maturation of 5.8S rRNA. The record is from RefSeq and is a predicted model, not a curated record.
CAUAGACGGGUUAUUGAAUCGAUAGUAGAUUAACAGAGUCUGUUUGACGGUAGCCGAUAGGGACCCUUAGUCUUUGAAUGUGUGCUGUUUGCAAGGGAUAAAAAGUGGUGCUCUGGUAGUGAAUUAUUUGUUUUUUGUAAAAAUAAGCAGCAGGGAGAUUUUUCUUCGUUAAUUACGUUUCGUGAUGGCAAGCGACAUCAAAAUGAAGCUUUCCAAGAACGUGUUACGGAUGAAAUUCAUGCAGAGGGGGCUGGAUGAUGAGACCAGGAAACAGUUGGAGGAAGAAGAGAAGAAAAUUAUUAGUGAUGAACACUGGUAUCUUGACUUACCCGAGCUGAAAGAAAAGGAGAAUUUUCUAAUAGAAGAAAAAAGUUUUGUUCCUUGUGAAGAUCUGGUAUACGGCAGAAUGUCUUUUAAUGGUUUUAAUCCUGAAGUGGAGAAGCUCAUGCUACAGUUCAGUACUAAAAUUGAAAAAGAAGAAAGAGAAGAUGGAAAGGAAGAAGAUUCAGAAUCUGAUGUUUCUGAUGAAGAAAUGGUGUGGAGAUAUGAGUGCUUGGUGGGAACAAUAAAGCAGAGGAUUGCAAAUAAAAGAGCAAAGUCACAUUCUGACAGUGAAGAUGAUGAUGAGGAGGACUGGAACUUCUCCGCCAACAAACUGAAUAAAACAUUUGUGAAACCUAAGGAUUAGAAUCUGAUGUAAAGAGUAGUAAUCUGCAUCUGUGGGCUGCAGAAAAGUAUUAGCAGGUUCCAUCAGCUUUUUCAUACGGAAUGCCUAGUAAAGUGUAAUAUAUUCUACAGACCUGACUCCUUUUAAUAAUACAGAUGUGUCAUGGAUGUUAUACAUCCUUUUCUUUUACUGGUCUUUUUUAAUUUGUAGGCUUUGUGGCCUUCAUGCUUGUAACAUGGUUUACUGUUUUUAAAAUAAUUGUAGGUUAAAGAUAUUUAUGGUGAGUCUGUGUUUGGAAUGGAUAAAGUAACUUUUGGUAUUCAAAGAGGAAAAAGUUGAACAUCCAGGAUGUAUUCUCUGCAGAAUAGAUUUUUGAUGUGUAGGGAGCAUAUCAGUGUUCUCAGAGAGCUUCUGCUGCGAAAGGAAAUCACAUAAACAUGCAACUUGCAACCUGUAGAUAUGAUUUUUAAGUAACCAUGAAAAUAAACUACAUAGAGAUGUAAAAGGUAUAUUGAAUAAGUUGUAUAUACUUGCAGAUAUUUCAGAUUUCAAAUAAAAUGUGCUAUAAGUGAA